AUGGCUCUCGAAGCGAUUUUGCGACCGGUUAUCAAGAAUUUUGAGGAAACAUGCAAGAAGGAAAAUGAAGACUUCCUUGCCUUCUACGUCAAGGAUGCUCUCAUGAUUGAUGUUUCGCGAAAGAGUAUUUGCAAGGGGCACGAUGAGAUCUUGAAGCAAUUCAAAGAGUGGUUCGAAAUGGGCAAGGAUUGGGUGACAGAGAACACCAAUGAGGAUUUCUCGGGAAGUGAGAAUUUCAUUCGAUACGCCUGUCGAUGCACUAUGAAGAAGGACGGUCAAGUCAUGGUGGCUUUUGAUGAAGUCCAGUACUGGCGCAAAUUUGGCGACAAGUAUCUGAUGGAACUGGAGCAAUACACUCUCGCCAAAAAU
Mesorhabditis belari is the source of this 369-nucleotide messenger RNA. NCBI's taxonomy places the organism in Eukaryota, Metazoa, Nematoda, Chromadorea, Rhabditida, Rhabditidae. The record is from the annotation of a GenBank genome assembly.